UCCGGGUACGGGUACCUUGGCUGAUCUUAACCAUUCGUUUUCAAUCUCCACGGCUUACAUUUGUUAAACCUUCCUGCGCACUAAAUAACUAAACAAAUUACAAAAAGGCUCCUGCCGCGUUAAGUUUUUUUCAUCCUAAUCCAACUAACUGACCCGAUUAAAAUAAAUUGAUUAAGACUGCAAACCCAAUUGGGUAGACCCACUGCCGCCCUAACCAAUUUCCAGUCUCCCUAACCAAUAACACGAUCCCUCUCUCGUCUUGGAGGGACGCCCCUUCACAGUUCCAAGAGAAGCUCCCCAUCCAAUUUGAACUCCCCAACUUAAUCAUCUUUUUGAAUCCCAAUUACUUGCAUCCACAUUCGAUGUAAAUUGAAUUUUCCAAUUUAUUUUGUCUUGUUUCUUCUUCGCCAUUUUUUUCCCCUCGCCUAUCUCUUUCUAACACGAUUACGGCGACCGUGUCUAUUAUUGUGUUCAUCAAACUUUUCAUUUGCAAAAGAACCCUUGAAAGAGGUUUGCUAACCCUACGGUUCAUGUCGCUAGUGCUUUGUCAUCUUGUCUUAGCGUUAUUGUGAUUUUCUCGAACCUUAUAUCUCUCGGUGAAAUUUAGGUUUCCUGAUAUGUAGUGUUCGUCUCGCCCAGAGGAUUGAGGAAGAAGAUGAAGAACACAUAAUUUGAUUCGAAUCGGAUGGACAGGUCUCCUUAGUUUGUGUUUAUGUAUUAACGGCGCGUUUAGGAGUAAUUCUAGUUGGACUAGGUCUGAUCAUUGAUUUUUGCAGGCUUUUAAAUAACAUUCAAACGUGUGCUUGUACAUGACCCAUGCAAUAUUCAAAAGUGGGCCUGGAACGUGCGAGCCCAUUUGUUUUCUCCUGCAGUAUCAAUUCGUGCGCCAACCCUAGUUUAACUAGCUUUACUAACCCUAGUUUAAGCUACACGAGUUAACAUCAUCAUUACUACAUAUCUUCCAAAAUAUUCUAACUCUUGACAUUCCAGACUCAACCGUCUCCAUCACACUCACGUCUCCACACUCAACCCCCACGAUCACUUUUUCUUACACCUACAUUCUCUCUUUCCUCCAUCUUCACCUUCCCUUGUUCCUUCUUCCUCUGACUCCAUGGCAAACAAAGGUAAAUCUUUUGCGGAAAUGGGGAUACUAUCUCUUUCAAACGAAGACUACCGAUCCACCGCAAGUCUCGGGGACUAUCUUUCAUUCACAAGCAAGACAUCAAUUGUGGCCGAGUACGAGUUCAUCCACCUUAGUCCUUUCCCUGAAGAAGUGAAGAAGUUAAUUAAAAAUCUUGGCUGGGAAAAGUUCUUUGAUCUCCGGAGUCGAGGAAGCACCAGUUACUGCCCGCAUGUGGUGAGGAAGUUCUACCACAAUUUAGAGCUGUCUGGUCCCUACGAUUCUCAUCUCGUGUCGAUCUUCCUGGGUCAUAGAGUCUGCUUCCAGCCUCAUCAGUUUGCUGAGAUCCUCGAUCUCCCCGCCGCAGGACACCCCACAUAAUUGUGUUCAAAUUGCGUGAAUGCAAGACAUGAUCAGGAUUUAGAAGCAGAAGCAGAAUCAGACGCAGAUGUAAAUAAAAGCCCAACCUCUUCACAAUCCGGAUCAUGUACACAAGCCCACUUUUGAAGGGAAUUUAAAAGCCCAACUAGACUUUGUCCUAAACGCACCGUUAAUACAUAAACACAAGUUAAGGCGACCUCUCCAUCUGAUUCGAAUCAAAUUCUGUCUUCUUCAUCUUCUUUCUCAAUUAGGUCGAAGACUGUGUUGCUUAUUUCAUCUUCAAUUUGUGUAAAUUCCAUUCGGAAAUAAAAUGGCGAAGAACAAAACGUCGAUUGUGGAUACAAGGAAACGAUGAUUAUGUGGAGAUUUUAGAUUCCGGUCGGAAAUAAAAUGACGAAGAACAAAACGUCGAUUGUGGAUACAAGGAUUUGUGGUUCAAAAUGAUGAUUAUGUGGGGAUUUUAAAUUGAAAAGGGAUCUUCUCUUCGAAAGUGGAUACAUAGAUUUGGGGUUCAAAACAUGAUGAUGUUGGGGAUUUUGAUAUUGGAUUGGGAGCUAAAUCGAAUGUCGAUCAAAUGAUAAAAGGAUUUGAGAUUUGAGAUUUCAGAAACGAUGAUAAAAGGAUUAUGUUCGAACUUCGAACUAAGAGGGGACGUCCCCUCCAAGACGAAUGAGGGACUAGAAAUUGGUUAGGGCGGCGGGUCGUAUCCAUAGGGUUUAACCUCUUAAUCGAUAUAAUUAAACCGGGUACAGUUAGGUUGAAGUCCAAUGAACAACGCUUCGUGAUGCUUUUGGUAAUUUUCCUUGCCCCCGGUUACCCGUACCCCUGAUUUUUCCCUCGGCACCCUAGAACUGCCCAUAUAUAUAUUUUUAAUUUUAUGGCAAGAGUUGUGAUUCAUCACCACUUGCCAUAACCCUUAGCAGUGACUAAACCAUCUCCAACAACCAAAUUCCAUAAUCCUAGAAUGUCAUAUUUUUUUUUUUUUGCAUUUUGGCACUCAAAAAUUGGUUUUUGCUCCAACAAGCAAAGCCAAAAUGCUAGAAUGCCUAAUCUUCUCCUUUUGUGAUAAUCUAGUUUAGUGUAGAUUUCAUUACUUUAAUUGAAUAAUUUUUAGAUUAUUUGUAUACAGGUAGUAAUAAUUAAUUAAGACGAACGUUUCGAUAAUUUUUUUUAAUUUUGAUAUAAAAAAAUUAUUGAGUUGGAAGCUAAUAGAGCCGUUGGAAUUUAAUUGCAGAACUAAAACUGAAUUUUUUUUUGUCUUCCCAACGACAAAAAAGGAGGGGAGAAGUGCGUCAGUUUGAAGGAAAAAGGUGUGGCCGGAUUUGAGCCAACUUUUGGCAUUCCUUGUCUUAUUCAAAUUGGUAUUUGGCUAUAAAAUUAUAGGAUUUUGGGCAUUUUAGUAUUUCCCAAAAUUUGUUGGAGGAGCUAUUUUGAUAUUUUUGGCAUUUUGAGUGAGUUGUUGGAGAUGUCUAAGGAUCCAUAGGUAUACACCCACUGCCAACUCCACUGGUCAAACCACACAAGCCAUGCAUACCUCACCUGGCUUCCUUCAGUCAAAUGAGAUGUAUACUCUAAAGAGACAUUUUCCAUCUUAAUGUCACGUUGCAUUUUCGAACAUGACUUUUGCCACCCUUACAUGUGGUAUCAUGCCUCUCUACUCGAGUUGUCCAACCAGCUCAUCCGGUUGUUGACAUCGACCCCUGUGGUUGUGAGUUGCUCUAUAAGGUACAUCAUGCAUUCUCAAUUCUUUUGGAUUCGAUGGAAAACCACUAGCACAUCUCUGUUUUGGUUUCCCCCAAACUGCUUCAUGUCUACUGUUCACAUAGCUUCGAGGGGAUGUGUACUUAGACUUUACACGUCCACUGCCACCUACAUGGCUCAUUUGUCUUUGUUUGCAGACCCCAAAGUCUUGUCGACUUCUACACUUAGCACACAACCACCUUUCACCAUUUAUUGUAGCACAUUUCGUUGGUGCAUAUUGAAACUUCUUAUGCAUGCCACUAUGUCCAUCAUUUUUGGUUGACAUAUUAAAACCUUGUUCAUCCUUUUCUACACUCUUAAAUUGAUGCAAGCCAUGAGUGGCUAGAUCAUAACGCAUAUUGCUUGACUUGCCCCAAUCCAAUUGUUGUGGUUGGUGACAUGACCCUAGUCUAUUCCUGAUCAUGCUUUUACCUUUAUGGGAGUCAUGUGCAGGCUGAACUUUUUUCAAGUUGUCUGACAUGCCCCCCAAUCGAUCUUUGCUGGUUGAUGACAUGCCCCCUGUUCAAACUUCGGGACACUAACUUGCCCUCUUGUGGAAGAUUUUUUUGACAAAAUAUUCAGUAUAGGAUCACGAUGAGUUAGGCCAUUUUUUUCUUUGGAUUUUAGCAUGUGGUCACCAUCCUGACACAGAGAAGUGGUUUUGGUAACCAUUGUUGCAACAUCUCCUAACUUGGUGGAACAUGAGUAAUUAGUCAUCCUGCCAAAAAGUGUGAUGGUAUGCUCCCUAGCAGGUUAACUUAAUCAUUAUUAUCAGGUUCUCCAUUGUGCUUCCCCUUUUCAAUGUAUUCACAUACGAGUUUCUUACCAUGUUUUUUACUUUUGCUUUUUCCAGAAGCACGUUCACACAUACUUCCUCGCAAUGGCUUUUGUAAGCAAUCUCUAAAUCUUGUGCCCUUACAAGAAAUAGCGUUUACUGGAAAGGAAACAUUUGAAUUGCUUGCUUCUGGAAACAACAUUGAAGCCAAAGUAGGGGGUGAGUCCUUAUUAACAUUAUCUAACCCACUACCAAUUUCAUCUUGGCAUAUGCAGACUCUUUAACCUUUUUUUUCCCAAUCAAGCACGAAAAGUUGAAUUGACCACUACUUUUACCAUGAAGUUGUGGAUUGUCCAUCGAAAUGGGCUGAUACCCAACUUUCUCAUCGACCAAUUGUGGCUGACUACCUAAACCACAAUCUUUGCCAAUGCUUACUGUUUCAAUUUUUUCAUUGACCAAAUCUUUGUCGCUCAACAACAAGAUUUUUUAUAGUAUAGUGGAUACAUCAUGCAUAAUUUCAUACUCUGAAAUUUGAAAAUCAUAAACAUAUAUAUCAAUCAACCUAUCACAGAAUUUAUAAAAGCUUUGUUCAAGAUGAUCAAAAUGCUUAUGUACAGAGGCAAUUUGAAGAUUUACCUGUUGGUCGAUUUUACAAAUUCCAACCACCAUCUAAUGAAUCUCCUUCACCAUUUGGCGGAUUGAGGGCACUGGUUCACAUGGAUCUCCAUUUGGCGCCAAGGGUGACACCGCUGCUCCAACACUAAUGCCUGAAGCCUCUCCAACUUGGUCAACUUCCACAUUGACCAACUGCUCCUACUCCACGAAACCUUAUGGAAGAUAAUCCUCGUGUUGCCUCCGUCGCAAAGCCAUACCAAACACACGUGUUUCACUAGACCUGUCAAUUUGUUUAAGAUGGAAAAACGAGCGAAUGGGUUGCACCUAACUUCUAUGAAGGUGACGAUUGUUACUACGGUCCACAUCUCUUCAAACAUUAUUUGAACGAGGGUGUUUAGUGUGAGGGGAAUCUACUUUACCUUACACUAAUCCUAUGGAGAUUCCUUGAGAUUUUCGCUAAUACAACUAAGACUACUGC
Molecule: messenger RNA, 5109 nt
Organism: Linum trigynum
Lineage: Eukaryota; Viridiplantae; Streptophyta; Magnoliopsida; Malpighiales; Linaceae
Source: the annotation of a GenBank genome assembly